AUUGCAAGCGUGGGAGCCUUGGCCCCGCGCAGCUCCCUCAGGCGUCCCGCGCCCUCCUUCCUUCCUCGUCCGGACGGACGCACUUCCGGCGGAUGUGGGGGGGCAGCCCUCGGAAACGGAAGUGAGCAGCGGGGUCGACUGACGGUAACUGGGCAGAGAGGGUGUUCGCAGAGCUGCUGAAGAUGAAUGCCAGGGGACUUGGAUCUGAGCUAAAGGACAGUAUUCCAGUUACUGAACUUUCAGCAAGUGGACCUUUUGAAAGUCAUGAUCUUCUUCGGAAAGGUUUUUCUUGUGUGAAAAAUGAACUUUUGCCUAGUCAUCCUCUUGAAUUAUCAGAAAAAAAUUUCCAGCUCAACCAAGAUAAAAUGAAUUUUUCCACACUGAGAAACAUUCAGGGUCUAUUCGCUCCACUAAAAUUACAGAUGGAAUUCAAGGCAGUGCAGCAGGUUCAGCGUCUUCCAUUUCUUUCAAGCUCAAAUCUUUCAUUGGAUAUUUUGAGGGGUAAUGAUGAGACUAUUGGAUUUGAGGAUAUUCUUAAUGAUCCAUCACAAAGUGAAGUCAUGGGAGAGCCACACUUGAUGGUGGAAUAUAAACUCGGUUUACUGUAAUAGUGUGCUGUUCAUGGAAACUGAGGGCUGCAUCUUGUUUAUAGUCGUCUUUGUACUGUAAUUUGAUGUACACAAUAUUAAAAGUACUGACACCUGAGAAUUUCUGCUCAAGUAGUAUCAGUGAUCAUUUAAAAUUUGGGGGCAUCUUUGGUUUACAGCCAUGUGACAAUUAAAAGCACUAAAGGGGGAUCAUGUUAAAGCUCUUAAAUUAUAUUAAAACAAUAGCCUUUGUCUGUAAAAAAAAUGUUGCUCAUGAAUAUUAUAAAAUGAUCUACAGGUUUCAGUUCAACCUGUUUGCUAAGUUUUCUGUAAACUUAGUUUGAAUAAGCAUUUGAGUCUGUAAACUUUGUAGUAGCAUCUUUCAGAAUAAACAUUUUUAAUUGA
Rhinopithecus roxellana (golden snub-nosed monkey) is the source of this 992-nucleotide messenger RNA. RefSeq names its product proteasome maturation protein (gene POMP). Gene Ontology annotation, cellular component: nucleus; cytoplasm. NCBI's taxonomy places the organism in Eukaryota, Metazoa, Chordata, Mammalia, Primates, Cercopithecidae. The record is from RefSeq and is a predicted model, not a curated record. Gene Ontology annotation, biological process: proteasome assembly. The transcript is spliced from 6 exons. Bases 183 to 608 code for a protein of 141 amino acids.